This is a messenger RNA of Anoplophora glabripennis (Asian longhorned beetle), 1106 nucleotides long. Its product is annotated as fatty acyl-CoA reductase 1-like. NCBI's taxonomy places the organism in Eukaryota, Metazoa, Arthropoda, Insecta, Coleoptera, Cerambycidae. The record is from RefSeq and is a predicted model, not a curated record. The transcript has 6 exons. Gene Ontology annotation, molecular function: alcohol-forming very long-chain fatty acyl-CoA reductase (NADP+) activity. Gene Ontology annotation, cellular component: peroxisome. The annotation marks the transcript as partial. Gene Ontology annotation, biological process: long-chain fatty-acyl-CoA metabolic process.
GACCAGUCUUGCGGCCACCGGACUCACCGGACUCCAACAAUUGACGAGCGACGGGCGAUCUGCGACGUGUUUUUGUUUUUCUCUCCGCAUGCACCCGCGAUCUCCGUCUGUAGAUAGUUUUGGUGCAGUGAACUACAAAAUCUAGUGUGCAGUACCACCAGGAGUAUCAGUUCAGUGAGUCUUGUCAGGAUGACGGACACCGACCUCGAGCAGUACCCGGACAGGGUUGCCGAGUUGUACAAGGACAAGACGCUGUUCAUAACCGGGGGCACCGGGUUCGUGGGUAAGGUCCUCGUGGAGAAGCUGCUGAGGUCCUGCGGCGACCUGAAGAAGAUCCUGCUGCUGGUGCGCACCAAGAAGGACAAGAAGCCCCAGGAGAGGAUAAGGGAGAUCAUGAAUGGGCCUCUAUUCGACAUGCUGAAGAAGCAGAGAGGCGAAGCCAUCAUCAACAAAGUGGUCGCCAUCGCCGGCGACGCCAUGCUUCCCGACCUGGGUCUGUCCAAGGAAGACAGAGCCCUUAUCGCCCGAGAGACCGACAUCAUCUUCCACUGCGCGGCCACCAUCAGGUUCGACGAACCCCUGAAGAAGGCCGUCCUGCUCAACGUCAGGGGCACCAAGCUGGUUCUGGACCUGGCUAAAGAGUGCAAGAAGCUGAUGCUGUUCAGCCACCUCUCCACAGCCUAUUGCCACCUCCACGAAAGGGUGCUGUACGAGAAGAUAUACCCUCCACCUGCGGACCCGCACCGAGUCAUCCAAACCGUGGAAUGGAUGAAUGAAGACGUCAUCAACUCCAUAACGCCCAAGAUCUUGGGCGACUUCCCCAACACGUACGCCUUCACCAAGGCACUCAGUGAGUCCCUGGUAGCAGACGAGAUGGACAAUUUGCCGGUUGUUAUACUGAGACCGUCCAUAGUUAUACCAGUAUGGAAGGAGCCGAUCCCUGGUUGGACGGACAAUAUCAACGGACCUGCAGGGCUGUUGAUAGGAGCGGGGAAGGGAGUCAUCAGGACCAUGCAUUGCAAUUCAGAUCGGUACGCGGAUUACUUGCCAGUUGACAUUGGAGUCAACGCGAUGAUAGUCAGCACGUGGGAUUAUCUGGCACAUGG